Tremella mesenterica DSM 1558 is the source of this 603-nucleotide messenger RNA. RefSeq lists its product as uncharacterized. The coding region runs from base 1 to 603 and encodes 200 amino acids. The transcript has a single exon. NCBI's taxonomy places the organism in Eukaryota, Fungi, Basidiomycota, Tremellomycetes, Tremellales, Tremellaceae. The record is from RefSeq and is a predicted model, not a curated record.
AUGUCUUCAUCUACUGAAGCAAUGCAAGGGAGAGUCACGUACUAUGUGGACAGUUCCCUGUUGUCUCCCCCACUGAGAACUACUUGGUCCUCGAUCCGGGUCCCUAAAGAAUCUCACAAAUCUUUUCAUCCAGAGGCUAUGCCCGAAAGGACCAUAAUUUGUGGUCUGGUUCACAACACUACAAAACACCAACUUACAGGGACCUCUUUGAUAGCAUUCAUUAGGACUGCAGAGAGGUCAUUGCGUGAGAUUGAAAAGAAGUUGGAAGUCAGUGGGUUUCCUGACAACGUGAAAUCACAAAAACGGAACACGGAAACCAGACACACCAGGUCAUUAAUCAUAACCAGUGUAUGUAUCAAAUUAUUGGAGGAUAUAGUCAACACUCUGGCCGUGACAGAAGAGGGUCGAAAGUGCCUUUCACAGACUUUCACAGCAGCUCUACUCGCACCAAACUCUCCAAUCAAGCGGUAUCUCCAAUCAAAAUCAUUGGAAGAGUACUUCCGAAGGGAUCUACCAGGACUCCGUGGUUACUCGGUGCUGUUUAAAGCAGACCCCGCACUGUUAAAUCUUCCACCUCGGUUUAGAGACAGGCAAAGGGAAUGA